This is a messenger RNA of Homalodisca vitripennis (glassy-winged sharpshooter), 2124 nucleotides long. RefSeq names its product DNA mismatch repair protein Mlh1 (gene Mlh1). The transcript is spliced from 14 exons. Bases 126 to 2072 code for a protein of 648 amino acids. NCBI's taxonomy places the organism in Eukaryota, Metazoa, Arthropoda, Insecta, Hemiptera, Cicadellidae. The record is from RefSeq and is a predicted model, not a curated record. Gene Ontology annotation, cellular component: MutLalpha complex. Gene Ontology annotation, biological process: mismatch repair. Gene Ontology annotation, molecular function: ATP-dependent DNA damage sensor activity; ATP binding; mismatched DNA binding.
UUGUAACAUCUCGUAAUCGCGCAUCACUAGUCCCAUCCCAGAGUCCUAGUACUUUCAUCAAUUUCCCGCAAUCUUUUGAAGGGGUAUAUUCUCAGCUGAAGAAGUUUGUGAAGAAUUUACAUAGAAUGUCAGGUAGACCGAUUAUAAAGAAAUUGGAUGAAACUGUUGUAAAUAGAAUUGCAGCUGGUGAAGUAAUUCAGAGACCAUCCAAUGCUGUUAAAGAACUAUUGGAAAAUAGCUUAGAUGCCAAAUCGAGUAGCAUUCAAAUCACUCUAAAGGGUGGAGGAUUGAAGUUACUUCAAAUUCAAGACAAUGGUUGUGGAAUCAGAAGGGAGGACAUGGGCAUUGUUUGUGAGCGCUUUACCACCAGCAAGCUAACACAGUUUGAAGACCUUAGCUCCAUAGCAACGUUCGGUUUUCGUGGGGAAGCCUUGGCGAGUAUAAGUCAUGUAGCUCACCUCACAAUCAUCACAAAAACUGAAAACGAACAAUGUGCUUACAAAGCAUCUUAUGAAGAUGGGAAAUUGAAGGGUCCAGUGAAAGCUUGUGCGGGAAACCAAGGGACUCAGAUCCAUGUGGAGGACUUGUUCUUUAACAUCUCAACUCGCAGGAAAGCUCUCAAAAGUCCCUCUGAGGAACAUGCCCGAGUGUUAGAUGUGGUUAGCCGCUACGCAGUUCACAAUCCACAUGUUGGAUUUACGCUCAAGAAGCAUGGAGAGGGCCUAGUAGAUCUCAGAACGGAGCCUGAGUCAAGUCAUACUGAUAACAUUCGUGUUAUUUACGGCAAUAACAUCACCAGAGAAUUAUUAGAAAUAAAUACAGAAGAUGAAGGUCUCCAGUUAAAACUAAAAGGAUAUAUUACAAAUGUAAAUUUUUCUACCAAGAAGGCGAUCUUUCUUCUGUUCAUCAACAACAGACUGGUUGAUUCAUCAGCAAUUCGUAAAUCCUUGGACAAUGUUUAUGGACUGUAUCUACCUAAAGGAUCCCAUCCUUUUAUAUAUUUGAGUCUGUUUAUGAAUCCUCGGAACUUGGAUGUCAAUGUCCAUCCAACAAAACACGAGGUCAAUUUUCUACACGAGGAAGCAGUAGUGGAGAGGAUAAAACAGGAAGUUGAAAAACUGCUCGCAGGAGCGAACACUUCUCGUACAUUUUUUACUCAGGCAAAACUCCCAUCGUUACCAGAAGUAAUUAAAGAAAACGAUAAGCCGCCCACCGUCUCAGCUAACAAGCUUGUUCGCACGGAUAGUGCCUCUCAAAAGUUACAUAAAUUUUUCCCAAGUCAACCAAUCAACCCUCUUCAAAAGCCAGAUACCAACCUCUCUUCCAGUGAAGGAAGGCGAGACAUCCAGUUAACGAGUGUUUUAAACCUUCGACGAGAAAUAGAGCAAGAUGUUCACGUUGGACUUCGAGAGAUUCUAUCCAACUUAAUUUUCGUCGGAUGUGUCGAUCAAGAACGUGCCUUAAUUCAACAUGACACUAAUCUUUAUAUGUGUAAUACACGUUUGCUUGCAGAAGAAAUGUUCUAUCAAAUCUUGCUAUAUGAAUUUGGCAACUUCGGAGUCAUCAAAUUUAAGGAAAGCCUGCCACUGAUGGAAGUAUGUGAACUCGCCUUGGACUGUCCAGAGGCUAGCUGGAAGCCAGAAUACGGCACUAAGACUCAACUGGCUGCUGAUGCCACGGAACUGCUAGUCUCCAAGGCUGUCAUGCUCAAAGACUAUUUUUCCAUCGACAUUGAUGGCCAUGCCAUGCUGUCUACCAUUCCAUUACUUUUAGUUAAUUAUGUACCUGACUUUGGGCAGUUGCCAGUUUAUAUUUUGAGACUUGCAAGUGAAGUAAACUGGACAGAUGAACAGCUGUGUUUCCAGACGUUCUGUCGUGAGACGGCCAAAUUCUACAGCAAACUACGCCCCUCGGUUGACUCCAAAAACGAAGAAUGGCAGUGGUCUGUGGAACAUGUGAUAUAUCCAACACUGAAAGCAAGUUUCCUUCCUCCGAGAAAAUUUGCAGAGGACAAAACAAUUGUCCAAAUUGCUUCUUUACCUGAAUUGUAUAAAGUUUUUGAAAGGUGUUAAUGUUAAAGAUAUAUUUCCAAGUGUAAAUAAAUAUAAAUCUUUAGAAGUAAAA